AUGAGCAUAUCGUAUACCGGCCAGCUGCCCACGACCAGCCCGUUGUCGCUGACUCAACUCAUCACCUCAGACCGAUACCAGCAGGUUAUUGAGAAUGCCGAUGCUGCCCGGGCCCGAGUGAGAGAACAGCUCAAACACGCCAAAAAGACAGGCGCCACAGAGGCGAAUGGCGACAUUAUGCCUGUGAUCAAGGCUCUGGAGGAAUAUAUGCCACACAUUACCAGCAUUGUCGACAACGAAGGGGUGUUUCGAUUCACGUCUCAGAUCAUCACUUGCUGGAGACUUCCGUUCCAGUCACAGUCGUCAAUGGCCAACAAGACGCCUCUGCAUGGUCUCAGCUUCGAAUAUAUCAUGGUACUAUUCACGUACGCUCUGGCUCUGGCUACCUUGGCCAACCAGUACGUGGCUAGAGAUAAGGAGGAUCGAUGGAAGCAUGCCAGUGCAUACAUUAGUAAAGCUCGAGGCGUGGUAGACUAUCUCAGGCAGUGUCGAAGCUUCCAGAUCAUCUGCAACGAACCUCCAGCCUCGGUCCCUCGAGACCUCAGCUCAGCUACAAUGUCGGCCCUUUCACACAUGCUCUGUGGAGCGUCCCACAUGCUCAUUCUGUACAAGUGUGAUGCAGAGACCUAUCUGGAUGGAGGAGCUCCGUCUGCAGGCGCAAACUCGGGAGGGUUUUCAAGCUCGUUGUUACUUCGAACUGCAAUCUUUGCCAGAGAUCAGUUUGAAACCGCUUCUGCCCUGCUGGGAGAACCAGUAUCGAAACGCAAGCUGGUGACGAGUCUAGUCAAGGAAAAGAGCUCCAAGUUCUCACUGUCAAAAAAGCUGCAUUUAAGGAAGGACGAUGGCUCCCCGAGUUUGGCGCCAGUGUCAUCCUUUGAAUCAAACAGAGACCUGUCGUCGACGUCUUCGGGAACUCUAGACUCGCUGCUUUCCUGGCUGAGCAGAGCACGAGGGGUGGCCGAGGGAUUCGUCUUCAAGCACAUGGCUAUUCAGGCGUAUGAGAACAACCAGAUUGGCAAGGCUGUAGGCGCAGCUUAUGCAGCCAUUCUGCAACUGGAAGAUGUCAAGAUCCCUCAAAAGUCUGCUCUUUAUAUUCCAGUGACCCAUCUCAAGGAGACGCUGAACCGUCACCAUGCCGACUACAAGGCUGACAAUGAUCGUCUAUCGUUUGAGCCUGUUCCUUCGCCUUCAGAGCUUGCUCAAGAGUGGCCCUCCGGUCGACAGGUGAUUUCUGCUCAAAAGUGGACUCCACAAACAAGUCUGGAUCUUGGAGAGGACACUUCCUCCUCCGCACCCAAGUAUUCUGGCCAGGGUUCCUACUACUAG
Messenger RNA from Yarrowia lipolytica CLIB122, 1326 nucleotides. RefSeq lists its product as uncharacterized. The record is from RefSeq and is a predicted model, not a curated record. Lineage: Eukaryota; Fungi; Ascomycota; Dipodascomycetes; Dipodascales. Gene Ontology annotation, cellular component: plasma membrane. Gene Ontology annotation, biological process: cellular response to pH.